Molecule: messenger RNA, 1227 nt
Organism: Plasmodium reichenowi
Lineage: Eukaryota; Apicomplexa; Aconoidasida; Haemosporida; Plasmodiidae
Product: tubulin epsilon chain, putative
Exons: 1
Biological process (GO): microtubule cytoskeleton organization; mitotic cell cycle
Cellular component (GO): microtubule; cytoplasm
Molecular function (GO): structural constituent of cytoskeleton; GTP binding
Source: RefSeq, a predicted model, not a curated record
AAUUGGUCUCAAGGAUAUAUGUAUUAUGGUAAAAUGUAUGAAAAUAUUAUUGAUAAUAUUAUAAGAAGAAAUGUAGAAAAGUGUGAUUCUUUACAAUCAUUUUAUAUUACUUCAUCUUUAGGAGGAGGAACAGGUUCUGGAUUAGGUUCUUAUAUAUUAGAAAUGUUAUCUGAUACAUUUCGACAAAUUAAAUUUAGUAAUUGUGUUUUUCCUUCAGUAUGUGAUGAUGUAAUUACAUCUCCUUAUAAUAGUUUUUUUGCUCUAAAUAAAAUUCAUGAAUUUUCUAAUUGUGUAUUGCCAGUAUCUAAUGACGCCCUUUUAAAUAUUUUGAAUAGCAAAAAAUUAAGAGAAAUUGACAAAACUCUAAAAAAUAACAAUAUAAAUAGUGCUAAUGACAAGAAUACAUCUAUUGUUAAAAAUGAUUAUUCAAAGAUGAAUAAUAUUGUUGCUAACGUGAUAUUAAAUUUAACUAGCUCAAUGAGGUUUGAAGGUUCUUUAAAUGUUGAUAUAAAUGAAAUAUGUACUAACCUAAUACCUUAUCCAUUUUUUAAUUUUUUACUUUCCUCUUUAAGUCCAUGCAUAGAAUCAGAAAGUAUAAGGACAUUUGAUCAUUUGUUUAAAAAUGUGUUAAGUCAAAAUAAUCAAAUGCUUAUUGCUAAUCCUAAAGAUGGACUUAGUUUAUCUAUGGCAUUUCUAGUAAGGGGAAAUAUAAACAUAUCUGAUGUUACGAAAAAUGUUUUGUUAAUAAAAAAUAAUUUAAAUAUUUUAAAAUACAACAAAGAUGCCACAAAAAUUGGUAUCUGUAAUGUUUCCCCUUUAAAUCAACCAUAUAGUUUAUUAUGUUUAAUAAAUUCUUGUGAAAUCAGAAAUACAUUUUUACAAAUACUAGAAAGGUUUAAUAAAUUAUUUAAGAGGAAAGCUCAUUUACACCAUUAUUUAGAAUAUUUAUCAAUGGAUGAUAUUUUAGAAUUUAAAGAAAAAAUACAAAACUUAAUUUUCGAAUAUAGUUACAUACAGAAAAAUUUAUUUUGUUCUCCAAAGUUUUUAAAUAAAAAAGCGAUUAAUAUGUUAGGUUAUGACAUAUGUGAAGAAGGUGAUGUUAAUGUUACUAAUAAGGAUAAUACAGAUCUAGAUAUUACAGUUUGUCCUUAUUAUUUAAAAUCAAAAUUGAAAAAAUACGAUAAAACGGUCAACUGGUUUGAUUUUAAAAAUAAGCCAAUCAUAUAA